Molecule: messenger RNA, 843 nt
Organism: Aphanomyces astaci
Lineage: Eukaryota; Oomycota; Saprolegniomycetes; Saprolegniales; Verrucalvaceae
Exons: 6
Coding region: 1-843 (280 amino acids)
Source: RefSeq, a predicted model, not a curated record
AUGGACGCGUUGUAUCCAGAACGGAUGUUUUGUCCCAGUUUGCUAUCUCGGUUAAAGGACAGAGGACGGGUCCUACACCUUGGUCCGGAAGUGGACAGCAUGGGCCGCUUCUUUGAAAUGGGUUAUGGUAUGAAAGCCACCGGCGGCGUGUUCCACGUCAACCUAACGUCAGCAUUGCAGUUAAAAAGUGUCGUCAUGCAGCAACCUGGAAUGACCAAGUACGCAACGUCGUACUCCGACUUUGUACUAUGCGACGGGACACACAAUGUGUCAAUGUACGUCCUGAAGUUGAUGCCGUUUACUGUUGUCGACUGCCUUGGACGAAAUGUACUCUGCGGGGUGGCACUCGACGAGUCCGAAAACACCGAGACUGUGAAACUGGGGCUCGAGUUGUGUAAGUUGCACGAAGCUAACGCAACCCUCAUGACGGAUGGUGGCAGUGCAUAUCCUGGGGUUGCACUGGAUUUGGGCAUGAUUCACAUCUUGUGCACAAAGCACUUUGAGGAUGUAAUCCUCAAAGGUAGCACAGGGCUUAGUGGGUUGGCGAAGUCGUUCAAGGCGGAGGGUAACGCGCUUGUGUAUGCCACGAUGUCCAAAGUUGAGUUCCAAACUCGCUUUGACAGGGCGAAAACGACGUACGGCGAGUACAAGGAGGCGGACAAGGCAUUAUGCAGUAUAUAUCGCCACAAAGAGAAGGUCUGCCGCGCUUUCACAGGCAACGUCUUCACAUGCAGCAGCCUGGCGACACAACGAGGCGAAAGCAUGAACUCUGUCAUCAAGGAAAACAGGCUAAAGAAGAAAGAAUUACGUCGUUUUAAUCUCCUCCAGUUGGCCGAGCAUUAA